GUCUUCAGACAACCCCUCCAAUUUUUCUCCAACCGUCCUGUGACAGGCUUCUAUCGAGACGGGUACUGCAGGACAGGAGCUGCCGACUUUGGCAAUCACGCAGUAGCUGGAGUUGUUUCAGAAGAGUUCUUGGAUUUCAGUGCUUCACAAGGGAAUGACCUUCGGGUCGCAGGUCUGAGAGGUGGCUGCAAGUGGUGUUUGUGUACAUCACGCUGGCUAGAGGCAUUCCAGGCAUUCCAGGAUGGCAGGAUCAACAGGAGCGCGGUGCCCAGGGUGGUACUUGAAGCGACCGAAGAUAGCGCUUUGAGGCAGGUCGACCUGGACACGUUCAAGCAGUUCGAAGCCAGGCCGGAGACGAAUGGUGUCAAUGGUGUGAAUGGUGUGAAUGGCGUAAACGGAGUC
Messenger RNA from Cladophialophora carrionii CBS 160.54, 402 nucleotides. RefSeq lists its product as uncharacterized. The transcript has a single exon. The record is from RefSeq and is a predicted model, not a curated record. Lineage: Eukaryota; Fungi; Ascomycota; Eurotiomycetes; Chaetothyriales; Herpotrichiellaceae. The annotation marks the transcript as partial.